Molecule: messenger RNA, 1605 nt
Organism: Microthlaspi erraticum
Lineage: Eukaryota; Viridiplantae; Streptophyta; Magnoliopsida; Brassicales; Brassicaceae
Source: the annotation of a GenBank genome assembly
AUGGGUUUCGAAGAUGAUCCGUACCGUGAUGUAGAUGGGGAGCCAUUGAUGGAUUUUGAUGACUUCGGAAAUGAUCGUGAGCCAUCGUCGGAGCCACUUCAGGAUGAUUUGGAAGAUAACUUGGCCGAUGAUAUCGGAGACUGGGAAGGUGAAGGCUCACAAACGCCACUUUACGAUAACGAUAAAGUCAAACCGAGGAAAAGGUUGGUGAAGAAAGCUUCUAGUGGAAAGGAGACUAUCGAAGUUCCUGAAUUGAUUGAUGAGGAUGUUGAAGAUGAAGAGUUUGAUGAGUUCAUGGGAGGAGGAGGACGCGGUGGUGGAGGUAGUACAGAUUAUGAUGAUAAAGUUGGUAGGAAGAGGAAGAAGGAGAAAGAUCGAACUAGUAGCGGCAGUGGGAAGGAGAAGAGGAACAAGUUCUCAAGCCGCGGUGAGAGGAAAUCGGAAGAGAUCGAUGAGAUGUGGAAAUCUAUUGCACGUAAUCCAGAGAAUGAUGAAGAAGGUGUUAGGACUAUGGAUGAUGAUAAUUUCAUUGACGAUACUGGUUUGGAUCCUUCUGAGAGGUAUGGAGGUGAUGCUGGAGACCGCUCACCAACUCAUUAUCCUCAGGCAGAGGAGGGUGAGGAGGAUGAGGAUGAGGUAAAUAACCUUUUCAAAAUGGGGAAAAAGAAGAAAAAGACUGAGAAAAACCCUGCGGAGAUUGCUCUCUUGGUUGAGAAUGUUAUGGCUGAGCUUGAAGUCACUGCAGAGGAAGAUGCAGAGCUUAAUAGACAAGGGAGGCCUGCUAUCAACAAGCUUAAGAAACUUUCCCUUCUUACCGAUGUUCUUGGAAAGAAGCAGCUGCAAACAGAGUUCCUGGACCAUGGAGUUUUAACUCUGUUGAAGAAUUGGCUUGAGCCUCUUCCAGAUGGAAGCUUGCCGAAUAUAAACAUCCGUGCAGCUAUUUUGAAAGUUCUUACUGAUUUUCCGAUUGACUUGGACCAGUAUGAUAGAAGGGAGCAAUUGAAAAAGAGUGGGCUUGGAAAGGUCAUUAUGUUCUUAUCAAAGUCUGACGAGGAAACUACUUCAAACAGACGACUUGCUAAGGAUUUGGUUGAUAAAUGGUCUCGUCCAAUUUUCAACAAGAGUACUAGGUUUGAAGACAUGAGAAAUGUUGAUGAAGAUAGGGUUCCUUAUAGAAGGCCAGCAGUGAAGAAACCUGCCAACAAAGCUCCGACAAUGGAGUCCAGAGAUGGUGACUUUGACUUGGAUAUUCGGCAACGUAAAUCUGGUCUGACCUCGGGUCAGAGUUCAAGGGGAGAUAGGCAAAUGACAAUGAGACCGGAAGCAACCCCAUUGGACUUUGUGAUUCGUCCUCAAUCCAAGAUUGAUCCAGAUGAGGUCAGAGCCCGUGCUAAACAGGUUUCUCAGGACCAGCGUCGUGUCAAGAUGAACAAGAAACUGCAACAGCUAAAAGGAACAAAGAAGAAGAGGUUACAAGCGACGAAGGUGAGCGUGGAAGGUCGGGUGUUGAAAGGUCUUGGAGGUGAAGUCAAAAGGCUUGAGGCAUUUGGGUUAUCUAUACUUUAUAUGUACUCUACUAUAAAUGGUUUGCUUUUGAGUCUCUAA